GCAUAGAUGUGACCACGUGUUGUGCAACCAGAGGACAAGGGAUCUCGGAGCUCAGACCCCACUGACACCCUGACCAAGCAUCUGUCUGAGGACCCUACAGACAGAAAGUGGCCUGGAGGUAGAAUUGGUCAAAGCUUGAGACCUCCGGGAGAAGACAGAGACAGCAUCUUGGGCCUAGACAGCCAGCGCUGGACCCAGUGAGCAGGAACAUGGUGGAGAGCUGAUUUCUUCAGUGGUGCCAAGAGGCAGCAGGUCCAGCCCCGCCCACUCCCAGCCCAGUCCUGGAAGGAGAAAAAGAACUCAGUCUGUGCCCCUCGGCUGAGGCAUCAUGCUCAGACUUUGCCAGAAUCUGCUACUCCUGGUGGUCACUGCAGUUGUUGUGUCCAGAAGUGUCCACUGCUGGGGCUCACCCAAGGUGGUGAGGAAAUUCCAGGACAUCCCCAAGGACUAUGUCUACGUGCAGCAGGCACUGUGGUUUGCUAUGAAAGAGUUUAACAGGGAGAGUAUAGACAAAUACACCUUCAAGGUGAUGGAGGUUCUGAAAUCCCAGGAGCAGGUUACAGAUAGUUUGGACUACUUUAUUGAAGUCAAAAUUGGCCGGACCAUGUGCAAGAAAACUUCAGGAGUAAAUGAAAACUGCUUAUUACAAAGCAAUCCCAAAAUGCAAAAGAUAUUACUUUGCACCUUUAUUGUUGCAUCCAAACCCUGGAAAUUUGAACUCACUAUGCUGAAGAAUGAAUGCAAAGUUGCCUAAUUAUCUUUUAGUGCAUUCUGGUGCUCUCACAUACAUUUUAAAGAAGAAACGACACUUGCAAAACAUUUUAAUAACACCACUGACUAAUCAACUGCA
Molecule: messenger RNA, 850 nt
Organism: Talpa occidentalis (Iberian mole)
Lineage: Eukaryota; Metazoa; Chordata; Mammalia; Eulipotyphla; Talpidae
Product: cystatin-13-like
Exons: 4
Coding region: 329-754 (141 amino acids)
Molecular function (GO): cysteine-type endopeptidase inhibitor activity
Source: RefSeq, a predicted model, not a curated record